Molecule: messenger RNA, 1617 nt
Organism: Syngnathus acus (greater pipefish)
Lineage: Eukaryota; Metazoa; Chordata; Actinopteri; Syngnathiformes; Syngnathidae
Gene: rrp9
Product: ribosomal RNA processing 9, U3 small nucleolar RNA binding protein
Exons: 15
Coding region: 128-1573 (481 amino acids)
Cellular component (GO): small-subunit processome
Molecular function (GO): snoRNA binding; protein binding
Source: RefSeq, a predicted model, not a curated record
GCUUCAUUCCAAUUCAGUGUCGGUUAGGUUGACCAGCGUGCUACCCAUGAGGGUCCAAUGUUGACUUGAAUCCUAAGAAAUUUAGGAUUGUUUUUCCAGAGUAGCUCGUAUUAAGACGUUUUCCACAAUGUCGUCGUUUUUUAUCAAGGGGUCAAAAAAAUACCAAGUAGCAAAAACGGGGGUAAAGACAUCGAAGCGGAAAGGUGACGCCGACCCGGCUGCGAAGGGCAAAGCCAAGAAACAGAAAGCAAAGUAUAACGAAGAGAUUUCCAGCGACUCUGACACAGAGAGUCCGAUAGUUCCCAAGAGAGGUCAGGCCAAAGAGGACUAUGACUAUGACGAGACACCGCAGGAGAAGAAACUGAGAUUAGCCAAACUUUACCUCAACCAGUUAAAGGAUCAAGAGGAAGAAAAGAUAGAAAAUGACUCUUUUGAGACUGAUUUGAUUGCGGGAAGACUUCAAGAAGAAUUGCUUGAGCAGAAAGGAAAGCUACAGCGGUUCAUUGCCAAAGAUCUAUUACCACCCGACGCUUCAGAUAUCCGUCUGUUACGAGGACACAAGCUCCCAAUAACCUGCCUGGUUAUCAGUCCUGACGAUAAGUUCAUCUUCUCUUCCGCAAAAGACUGCUCCGUAAUUAAAUGGAAUGUCGAGAGUGGGAAAAAGCUACAUGUCAUACCUGGUGGGAGGAAAGGGACAGAGGAUCGCCAUGUUGGACAUACGGCUCAAGUCUUGUGCAUGUCCAUAUCAUCCGAUGCCAAAUACUUGGCCACCGGUGACAUGAAUAAACUGAUUAUGAUUUGGGAAGCUGAAACGUGCAAGCAUCUCUACAAAUUCACAGGACACAAAGGCCCCGUGUCGGGUCUCUCGUUCAGGAAGGGAACUCACGAUCUGUACAGUGCCUCACAUGAUCGCUCCAUCAAAGUGUGGAAUGUGGAUGAAAACGCAUAUGUGGAAACUCUCUUCGGCCAUCAGGACGCCAUCACGGGACUGGACUGCUUAAGCCGAGAACGUUGCGUGACCGCCGGCGGCCGAGACCACAGCGUGCGGGUGUGGAAGAUCGCAGAGGAGUCGCAGCUGGUCUUCCACGGCCACGAGGGUUCAAUCGAUUGCAUCCAGCUCAUCAACGAGGAGCACAUGAUCACAGGAGCUGACGACGGCUCUGUGUGUCUUUGGAGCGUCAAUAAGAAGAAGCCCCUCAGCACGGUGAAGCAGGCUCACGGUUGCCAUGGAGACCCCGGGCUGGAGCAGCCUCACUGGGUCGCCGCGGUAGCCGCGCUUCAGAAUAGCGACGUCGUAGCCUCAGGUGCCUCUGGCUGUUCCAGCAACUCGCAGGUGCAAGUGUGGAAAUGCAGUCCGAAUUAUCGAGGGCUUGAGCCUCUCUUCAAUAUUCCACUGAUCGGUUUUGUCAACAGCUUGAAGUUUUCACACUCUGGUCACUUCUUGGUGGCAGGUGUCGGGCAGGAACACAGGUUGGGUCGAUGGUGGAGACAAAAAGAGGCCCGCAACGGAAUCUGUAUCAUUCCCCUUAAAAGGAAACCUACCAAUCAAGAUGAAGCCCUUACAACAGAAUAGUGGACUUAUUUUUGUUUUGUGAAUUAAAAUUGUUUCAAAGUUUA